GGAAGCGGCGGGCCGGGCUGGGCGUCCGUGGCCGUCCGUCCUUCCGUCCCCAUUAAUCGGCGAUGGAGGCGUGAGGCGGAGCGCAGACGGCGGCCCUUCCCGCCCCCGGCGAUGCGGGCCGGGGCCCGGGGCGCAGGUAUCACUUGGACAGUACUGUAGAGGAACAAUGUACUCUGAGUGGCGGUCCCUGCAUUUGGUAAUUCAGAAUGAUCAGGGCCACACCAGCGUACUUCACAGCUACCCUGACAGCGUGGGGCGAGAGGUGGCCAACGCGGUGGUGCGUCCCCUCGGCCAAGCCUUGAACUCCUCUUCUGCGGCCGGGAAUGAAAGCUUCCUCAAAACCGACAAAGAAGUAAAAUGGACCAUGGAAGUGAUUUGUUAUGGACUGACCCUUCCACUGGACGGAGAUACUGUAAAAUAUUGUGUUGAUGUAUAUACUGAUUGGAUUAUGGCUCUCGUAUUACCAAAAGACUCCAUUCCACUGCCAAUUAUUAAGGAACCAAACCUUUAUGUUCAGAGCAUUCUAAAACACUUGCAAAAUCUCUUUGUACCCAGGCAAGAGCAGGGCUCCAAUCAGAUUAGACUAUGCUUGCAAGUUCUGCGAGCUGUCCAGAAACUGGCUCGUGAGUCAACCACCAUGGCACGAGAAACAUGGGAGGUUUUGUUGUUGUUUCUCCUGCAGAUUAAUGACACGCUUCUGGCAGCCCCGACUGUUCAAGGUGGCAUUGCUGAGAAUCUGGCGGAGAAAUUGAUUGGAGUUCUUUUUGAGGUCUGGUUACUAGCUUGUACCAGGUGCUUCCCAACUCCACCGUACUGGAAAACAGCCAAGGAGAUGGUGGGGAACUGGAGGCAUCAUGCUGCUGUAGUGGAACAGUGGAGCAAGGUGAUCUGCGCACUUACUUCCAGGUUGCUCCGAUUUAUAUAUGGUCCUUCGUUUCCUCCAUUUAAAGUUCCUGAUGAAGAUGCCAGUCUGAUUCCACCUGAAAUGGAUAAUGAAUGCAUUGCACAGACAUGGUUUCGCUUUUUACAUAUGCUAAGUAAUCCCGUGGAUUUGAGUAACCCAGCAAUUGUAAGCUCUACCCCCAAAUUUCAGGAGCAGUUUCUGAAUGUGAGUGGAAUGACUCAAGAAUUGAAUCAGUAUCCCUGCCUUAAACAUCUGCCUCAAAUAUUCUUUCGUGCCAUGCGUGGAAUCAGCUGUCUGGUGGAUGCAUUUCUAGGCAUUUCCCGGCCCCGAUCCGACAGUGCUCCCCCAACGCCCGUAAAUAGAUUAAGCAUGCCUCAAAACACCGCUCCGAUCAACACAACCCCUCCUCAUAACCGAAGGCACCGGGCUGUUACUGUGAAUAAGGCAACGAUGAAAACGAGCACAGUAAGCACUGCUCAUGCCUCCAAAGUUCAACACCAGACAUCCUCCACUUCUCCACUGUCUAGUCCAAAUCAGACUAGCUCAGAGCCUCGACCGCUGCCUGCCCCAAGAAGGCCGAAGGUUAACAGCAUUUUGAACCUCUUUGGAUCGUGGUUGUUUGAUGCGGCAUUUGUUCACUGUAAACUUCAUAAUGGAAUCAACAGAGACAGCAGCAUGACCGCAUCUUUUAUCCAAAUUCUUCUUUCUUAUAAAUCUUCGAUAACAACACAAACCAACAUGGAGUUUCGCCGGAAAGGAUCCCAACUGUCCACCGACACCAUGACUUCCAAUCCCAUGUUCGACGCAAGUGAAUUUCCUGACAACUACGAAGCAGGAAGAGCGGAAGCUUGUGGGACACUGUGUAGGAUUUUCUGUAGCAAGAAGACGGGAGAGGAGAUUCUUCCGGCUUAUUUAUCCAGAUUUUACAUGCUUUUAAUUCAAGGUUUGCAGAUAACUGAUUAUGUGUGCCAUCCUGUCUUGGCCAGCAUUAUUCUAAACUCUCCUCCUUUGUUCUGCUGUGACCUGAAAGGGAUUGAUGUUGUGGUACCGUACUUUAUUUCAGCUCUGGAAACUAUUCUGCCCGAUAGAGAACUCUCCAAGUUCAAAACCUACAUAAAUCCAAUAGAACUGAGAAGAUCUUCAAUUAACAUCCUACUUUCCUUGUUGCCGCUCCCUCAUCACUUUGGCACUGUAAAGUCUGAGGUCGUCCUGGAAGGAAAGUUUAGUAAUGAUGAUGGCUUUUCGAAUGAUAAACCUGUGACCUUCCUGUCCUUGAAGUUGAGGCUCGUGAAUAUACUGAUAGGAGCUUUGCAAACUGAAACGGACCCCAACAACACCCAAAUGAUCUUAGGUGCAAUGUUAAAUAUUGUCCAGGAUUCUGCCCUGUUAGAAGCCAUUGGCUGUCAGAUGGAAAUGAACGGCGGAGAAAACAACCUGAAGAGUCACAGUCGCACAAACAGCGGCAUCAGCUCAGCAAGCGGAGGGAGUACCGAGCCCACGACUCCAGACAGUGAGAGACCCGCACAAGCUCUCCUGAGGGAUUACGGAUCGACAGCUCUUAAUACAGAUACAGCUGCUGGACUCCUGAUACGCAGUAUUCACCUGGUUACCCAAAGGCUCAACUCUCAGUGGCGGCAGGACAUGAGUAUUUCCCUGGCUGCUCUAGAGCUCCUUUCAGGCCUGGCCAAGGUGAAAGUGGUGGUUGACUCAUCAGACAGGAAGAGAGCAAUCAGUUCAGUGUGUAGUUACAUUGUUUACCAAUGCAGCCGGCCUGCCCCGCUUCACUCCAGGGAUCUGCACUCCAUGAUAGUUGCGGCUUUUCAAUGUCUUUGUGUCUGGCUGACGGAGCACCCUGACAUGCUGGACGAGAAGGACUGCCUCAGAGAGGUGCUGGAGAUUGUGGAAUUGGGCAUCUCAGGAAGCAAGUCCAAGAGCAGUGAGCAAGAGGUCAAAUACAAAGGUGAUAAAGAACCAAACCCCGCAUCUAUGCGAGUGAAGGAUGCAGCCGAAGCCACCCUAACAUGCAUCAUGCAGUUACUUGGGGCAUUUCCUUCACCCAGUGGCCCGGCCUCUCCAUGCAGCCUGGUGAAUGAAACGACUUUAAUCAAAUACUCCCGUCUGCCUUCUAUAAACAAGCAUAGCUUCCGCUACUUCGUCCUGGACAACAGUGUCAUCCUCGCAAUGCUGGAACAACCUCUAGGAAAUGAGCAGAAUGACUCUUUCCCAUCCGUCACCGUGUUGAUCCGUGGAAUGUCUGGAAGACUUGCCUGGGCUCAACAACUCUGCCUUCUACCGAGAGGAGCGAAAGCCAAUCAGAAGCUCUUUCUGCCGGAACCUCGCCCGGUUCCCAAAAACAAUGUUGGACUUAAGUAUAGUGUGAAGCAUCGGCCAUUUCCAGAAGAGGUGGACAAGAUUCCUUUUGUAAAAGCUGAUCUGAGCAUUCCAGACCUGCAUGAAAUUGUUAACGAGGAACUGGAAGACAGACAUGAGAAACUGAGGAACGACAUGUCCCAGCAGAUAGCGUACGAAAUCGCCCUCGAUCAGCAAAGCGAAGAGGAGUGGCGGAAGAAGAGCUUCCCUGAUCCGAUUACUGAUUGUAAGCCCCCACCUCCUGCCCAGGAGUUCCAAACAGCACGCCUUUUCCUCUCACACUUUGGAUUUUUGUCCUUAGAGGCAUUAAAGGAACCUACAAAUAGUCGUCUACCUCCUCACCUUAUUGCACUUGACUCCACGCUCGCUGGGUUUUUUGAUGAUAUUGGCUAUCUGGAUCUCUUGCCAUGUCGUCCUUUCGAUACCGUUUUUAUAUUCUACAUGAAAGCAGGCCAGAAGACAAGCCAAGAGAUUUUAAGGAAUGCUGAGUCUUCCAGAAACGUUCAGCCACAUUUCCUAGAAUUCCUGUUGUCUCUCGGCUGGCCAGUAGAUGUGGGGAAACAUCCUGGAUGGACCGGACAUGUGGCAACCAGUUGGUCUAUUAACAGCUGCGGUGAUGGUGAAGGAGCAGAACAAGAUGAAGUUGUUUCGUGUGAAGACUCUGGAGCAAGUGUUUUCAAUGGACAGAAGAAGGUGCUGUAUUAUGCCGACGCCCUUACGGAAAUAGCUUUCGUCAUUCCCUCACCUGUGGAAUCUUUAACUGAUUCAUUGGAAAGCAACAUAUCCGAUCAAGAAAGCGACUUGCAUAUGGAUCUUCUUCCCGGGAUACUUAAACAGCCAUCUCUGACACUUGAGCUUUUUCCCAAUCAUACAGACAAUCUUAAUUCGUCACAGAGGUUGAGCCCUACUUCCCGUGCGAGAAAAUUGCCUCAGGGCCGGACUGUGCCACCAAUGGGUCCCGAGACCAAGGUCUCCGUGGUCUGGGUCGAGCGUUACGAUGACAUAGAAAACUUUCCCCUCGCUGACCUGAUGUCAGAGACCAGCACUGGUGUAGAAACUACAGCAAACAGUAGCACUUCUCUGAGGUCAACCACCCUCGAAAAAGAAGUUCCUGUGAUUUUCAUCCAUCCUCUAAACACUGGGUUAUUCAGGAUAAAAAUUCAAGGAGCGACUGGGAAAUUUAACAUGGUCAUCCCGCUUGUGGAUGGGAUGAUAGUCAGCAGGAGAGCCCUGGGUUUCCUAGUGCGGCAGACCAUCAUAAACGUCUGUAGAAGAAAGCGUCUGGAAAGUGACUCGUACAACCCCCCGCACGUCCGACGGAAACAGAAGAUCGCCGACAUUGUCAAUAAGUACAGGAACAAGCAACUGGAGCCGGAAUUCUAUACCUCGCUUUUCCAGGAGGUCGGGCUCAAGCACUGCAACCCUUAGACCGACAUCCCUCCCGGACGACGAGAUCAGAGCUUGGCGGCUCCAGGAACACAAAGAACGCUCUCUGACCAGGGUUGAUCCAAAAAAACGACCACCCUCCAACCCCUUGGACCUCCGGGAUCGAGGAAGCGGCACGGGGAAGCCCGGCUUGGCCAAAGUUGAGGGCGAAAGAGCGGAAAGUGGCUUUCGGUUUUGCGGUGAGAUCAGACCCGCCAGUGCAACCGUGUUCCAAAGAAUACAUGAUAUAAACCCUAACCACAAAAAAAAAAAAAUUUCAUUCUUUGGUUUUCAGGUUUGAAUUGCAGAAUAUACUGCUCUUUAGGAGGAAGAGUUUACAGGCUGCUCUGAUGAAAUUUUGCUUAGGAAGUUCAUCACGCGGCGUCAGAUUUACAGGUUCUCGACUGGAGACCCAGUCUUCGACUUCCCUUUUCCAGGAAGUUCGUUGUAAAACCGCUCCCCCAGCCUCAACCUUCCAAGGUUGUGAAACCAGUCAGGGCCGUCCACAGAGUGGCAGAAGGAAGGAAGGGUGAGAGAGAGGCUUAAACCGCCUCUGUCUCUGGGAGAACCCCUAGAUACUACAAACACCUAGCAACACGUAGCCCUGCAGUCAGCCACAAAAGUCCCAUUUGGAAAGAAAAUCCAGGUUCAGAUUCCACCUGUUCCUCCUUUGUCUCAAUAAAAGUGACAUCCCCUUGUCAGCAGCCCAUCCAUCUGACAGAACUGCCCACAUGCCCACGCUGAUUCCAGAACGGGUUGGAAGCCCAACUUAAAGCGGAUGGCCCGUCUUUGAGUGUCCUUUGCAACACAGUAGGGUAUAGGAAACCGUACGUCAGAACUACGUCGGUGAAGGCAUCCCUCAGUCCAGUAUCACCAGUUCAGUGCAGCGAAAAGGAAAAGGGAUUCUUCUAUAAUUAUUUUUAGUAUCCUGAGCCGAGAAUUGAAAUAUCAAAGCCCAAGGUUGUGUUUGAGCAGGUUUCAGUUUGCAGGUGUUGGAAAUGCCUUGUGUUUAUACACGGCCGGUCUUUGGUAGCAGGACUCAAUAGAAACUUUGGUCGUUCUCUACGGGAGAGUAGUUGGGAAUUUGGGCAGUGUAGCUGAGUUGUUGUUCAGAUCUGUUGCAAAACGUGACUGGUAAAAUUAUUAAUUCCCCCACCCAAGUGAUAUCAUUAGGCGUCUUCCAGAAGCAGUCUUUUAAGUCAUUAUUAAAGUUUUUAUAAGACAACGAUAUCACCAUCCCUUCAGUGGUUUUAGAAACUGUCCUCUCUGGCACAACCAUCCCUCAGUAAUGAACUGAGAAGGCAGAGCCAGAGGUUUUAUGAAGAAUAGCUAUGGCAGCGCAGAACAUUCUGCACUUUGCUCCCUUCGCCCUCUCCAUUGGGCACAGGCUGCUAUUUUGAGGUGUUCAAUGUCAAGAAAUUUUUAGAAAACUGAAUUCAAGAAAAAGGACCGGUCGCGUUUGUCUUUCCUUUUCACUCUCCUCUCCUCAGGUUACUCUUCAUUCCCAACCACGAGAUCUUCUGUAGACUUUCCUCUCAAAGGUUGGUUUUGUGAGCGUCUGGCGUCUAAGGAGCUAACAUCCUCGUAGAUGGAGCUGAGGACUUUUCAGUGUGGGAGCCACAGUGAGGUGGACUUGAUCUGUUCUUGGUUUUAAGUCUCCCUUAGAACUUCUCUUAGGUGUGCCUGAAAGUCUUCCUUCAGAGCCCCUCCUGCUUCUUUCACUAACCCAAGGGUCCCUUCCCGGCAUAGAAUCUCUGUGACCAAUUUUGAGGGUGAUCGCUCAUAUCAAGCUAGCACUAAAGACUCCCGGGUCACUAAUUGCGGGGUUGGGGGGAUUCCAGAAGAUGUGCUUGUAGGUUAGAAGACCGGACCUUGCGUCAGAUGUGAUGAGUCACCUAAGAUGAAUGAGGCGUGUGGGGUUUAGGUUUCACACUUUUCAAAUGUGACUUAGAAAAAAACAGUUCCAAAGCUGCCUUUUUUUGCCGCAGCAGCAGCAGUUCUGAUACCCGAAAAACUCGGUGCAUGUGUAAAAAGUUCUCCUAAAGUCCUCCUAAAGUCCCUUCCUUCUAGUAAAUAAAACCUUCUUGCCGCUCUAUGUAAUUUCCAAUACCCUCUUCUACAAAACAAAGGGUUUCCUCUCGAGAUAGGAACGUGUUAGGGGCCACCCGCGUUGGUGAUAGAAGGUGACUCGACGCUUUCAGAGGGUCGGGUCCUCGCUGGCCUUCGACACCUCCGAAGAGCCCGUCUCUGAAGUCGGUGGGCAAUGAGCAAGAAGUGAAUUUAGUCGUCCUUGGUGCGGGCGCGUUGAGUUCGUCACAUUCCCACAAGGGUCGACACAGAUGGCGGCCUCGGUUCAGUGUCCGGGGACUCCGAAGAGGCCCGUGGCAGGAUGAUCAGAAAUGCUCAACUCUAACCAGUGGUAGUUGGAGCGAACGAACACUACGUUCACCCUGUGUCCGCUCUGUAGAAAUCCCUCCGGUCUAAAACCCGGCUUCACAAACAUAGGUAGGCCAGUGAUCAAAUGGCACGUCCAAUGCAUGUGCGCCGAUAUCGCGUAGCCAAGAUCCUCGACGUUCCGAGCGUUCGAGUUUGUCUACUACAUUGGCUCGGGAGUACAUUCUGGAAAUUAGAAACCGCCUUCGUUUGCUUCGUGUCUAGUGUGUAGGUCUUGAUGAUAUUUAGUCCUGUCGAAGGUGGAUAAGCUAGAAUGUUUGUACUAAAGGAGGCGAGAGCAUUUCUUGAAGACGGAGAGUAGUAGUCAGAGUUGACCCAUCAGCGGGUGGGGCAGGAAGGCCGGAUCGAGACGUUUUUGGAGUGGCCCUGCUUUUUACACGGAGGUUCACCGACCUCCACCGACCGCACUGAAUGUGACUCAGUGGUGAAAUACCCAUUCAGUUUCCCCAUAGCCAGCAGGCCCUGAAAGUAGCGGAGGGGGUCCCCUCUGAUCCCGCAAUGUGACGUUCGCUUGACUAGCGGAUACCCCCAACACCCCCAACACCCCAACACCCCCAACACCCCGACCCUGGUUUUGCACCCUGAGCUGUUUUGGCACUAUCCAUUCUUCUGGCGCGUGGGUGCUCGCUCGCCUUGGGGAUCGAGCAUCCCGGCAAAACCGAGGAACCCCUUGGACACGGCCAGCCUCAGAGCAGUGUCUGGGAGAGAGGUACAGACCCAUGGGGAGAGCUACAAGGCCAGUUUUCCAUCACGUGGGGAAGAGCCUCCCCCCGGGCUCUCGGGAACCUGGGGUUCUCCUGAUGUUCCACCUCAUCCCUCCGCACCGCAGGCAGAAAGCUGAUCGUUCCCGUCUCAGGGCUUCACUUGGGCAAUUCUUCCUCCUCUUCUUCUUUCUCUUCUUCCAAUGAAUAACGGUGUUUGCGAGCUGGAUCCGCUGACUCCACCGUGGGGCCUGUAACCCCUUCUUUCCACGGAGGAGAUGAUCGGCGGUUAUCUAUGCUUGAGAAGCAUUUUAUUCCCUUAAAUUGCACGUGUGCCCAGAGAGUGUAGAAAUAUAGCUCCUCGUGGCCUCUUCUGGCAGAGAUAUUGGAGAGAAUUGGAUAUUUCUUUCCUGGUAUCAUUCCGAAUCGAAUUUCAGAAAUUCAAAAUAGACGAUCCAUUUAGGGACUGUCUCGCUGCUGGCUUAUGACUCUCCGGUAAAUAAGUGUGGGUAGAAACACUGGAGUCUCCGAGAUCUCUUUGGUGUUUAGGUGGAACAUCUGCAGGGAAGACCUGUGUCGGCUAAGGGAUUCGGUCGCAGGCUUCCCAGCGGUUCUCUUGCAGAAUGCUUUCUUCAUCUCAGGAUGUCAACUCUCGUCAUCCCCUAUCCCCGUCCAUAAAAUUUUAGUUUUUGAAUGAUGAGGGAAAAGGUGUCCCCUCCUCCCCACCCCCACCCCCCAUUCAGAAAAGAAAUCUCCUGGAGCGAACGAGCGAAGGGCACCCCCCACCCCCGAGGGGCCAGGCGGGGGUGUCGGGAGAAGAGGGAGAGAGCAUUAUUUGCUUGAAAUCACAUAUGAUUCCGGACGAAUUUCCGAAGGGAAUGUUGCCAAGACAUGAUCUUUUUGUUCCUCUUGUAUUUUCUGUAAAUAUUAACCGGCACUCAGUUGUAAAGUAAAGGCAAACUGUAAAUACGAAGAUGUGAACGACGGUCCCUCGUCUCUUGUACUUUAUCUCUUGUUUGUUAGGGAAGGCACAAAAGGCUCGUUUGUAUUUAUGCCGAUUCUUUGUCUGGAAGAAACACAUGGAAUAUUGAAUGUAACACAUUUAGUCAAUUAAAUUUUAAAGAAAUUCUUCUCUAA
Molecule: messenger RNA, 8991 nt
Organism: Ornithorhynchus anatinus (platypus)
Lineage: Eukaryota; Metazoa; Chordata; Mammalia; Monotremata; Ornithorhynchidae
Gene: RALGAPB
Product: Ral GTPase activating protein non-catalytic subunit beta
Exons: 32
Coding region: 167-4702 (1511 amino acids)
Biological process (GO): activation of GTPase activity; regulation of small GTPase mediated signal transduction
Molecular function (GO): GTPase activator activity
Source: RefSeq, a predicted model, not a curated record